Messenger RNA from Aegilops tauschii subsp. strangulata, 1085 nucleotides. Its product is annotated as putative invertase inhibitor. Gene Ontology annotation, molecular function: enzyme inhibitor activity. The record is from RefSeq and is a predicted model, not a curated record. Lineage: Eukaryota; Viridiplantae; Streptophyta; Magnoliopsida; Poales; Poaceae.
GCGAAACUGUUUUAUUAUACAUUCAAUUUUGUUCAAUGUGAUUGUAACAACUAAAAGAGUUUCACUUUGAUGCAUGAGCAACGAAUGGAAACGUUUGAAACCAUAAACACAAAUUUAUAGCGCCAGCAUCUAAUUACUCCUUAUACUCUUGUUAUAUAUAGUUCGAGUCGGACAGAGAAACAAAUCAGACGACCAUGGCCCCUCUCCGAGCUCUCUCCUCCGUCCUCCUCCUGCUCCUCGUGCAGCACGCGCGCACAGCGAGGGCGAGCACGCUGGAGGACACGUGCAGGCUCGUCGGCACCGGGGGGGCGCAGGACUACGACUUUUGCGUGAAGACGCUGGGGGCGGACCCGGCGAGCGCGACGGCUGACGAGCUCGGCCUGGCCGUCAUCGCGUUGAGGAUGGCCAGGGCGACCGCCAAGGCCACCGGCGACCACAUCGCCCAGCUGCAGGCCGCCGAGACGUCGCCCCGGUGGCGCCUGGGGCUGGACGAGUGCGCCAAGGAUUACGCCUGGACCGUGAGCCGGCUGGGGCGCGCCGCCAAGGACUUCGCCACGGGCGGGGACGAGGACAGGCUGACGGAGGUGACCGCCUUGCUGGAGGUUCGUGGCACGCCGGUGCGCUGUGACAAGAUGUUCGCCUUCUGGGCCGGCGAGAGCUCGCCGCUGACCGACGCGGACCGCGAGCUGGACGGUGUGAUCGAGCUGGCGUUUAAUAUCUUGUGGCAUGCCGUAAACAAUGGGGCAAAAUGAGCAAGUAGCAGAGGCCUUCUUCUACCUCCGGAAGAAAAAUGAUCAUCUUUUCCAGCAGUGAAAUAUGUGAUGUGCAACAAUAUAAUGAGUAAUAAUAAAUAACUUGACAAUUUCCAAUGGAGAUUGUAGAAAGCUGUGGUGUUAUCAGUAUUUAUUUAUUUCAAAAAUGAAGCGGAAUAUUUCUCUGAUUCACAAGAGUUCAGAUCAGGCGAGGAAGGUUUACCGUUCGAGUCGCAAAAAUGGCAAUCCUACUCUUACUCUAGACCUUUCACUUCCAGUUGAUCUCAACCAAAAUUCUACUGCUUGGCCUGUCUGAACUGAAGCAUCUAAAAA